CACAGUUGUCGAAUAUAUCGCGAGACUAGAAGACGGAGCUCGCCGCUAACGCGUUGCGAGUGCCGAGCUACGAUCGAGUAUAAUAUGGACGCAACCAACAGUUCAACCAGUCUGUGCGUGUGCAAAAAAAAAGAUAAAACCACAUAGCCCCCAGUUUACAGUCGAUUCGUGAGUCCUAUUGUUGACUAGUUUGCGAGAGAUACUAAACAUUAAUAGACGGAGAUUGACGACAACAACUCUUUUGAACGCCGGCCAUGUAAUGCUAUUGACCCACAAUGAAACGAAAAUGGGAUCUCCGCACCAGUUCUUUGCAGCCCACUCAUCGCUUCAGUGCCAGUGAUCCAUCUACAAGACUUGAAUCAGAUGGUGAAGCACCUGGAGCGCCAACUACAUUGUAGAAUGCUAUCUAGGAUCACGUUUAACCGAUUAGCGGGGUAAUUUCCGAAGGUCCAGCAUUGAAAAUUAAAAAAACGAUCGUUCAGUUCUGUAGAUUUUUAUUGUUGUGCUAUACUGGCGAAAAACAACAAACAAAUUCCUCUAGCGGACCGGACAUUGCAUAUAAACCGUGAGCUACUGUGGUGAAAAUAUGUAUUCGUUAAGCCGCCGCGUACUCAUCAUGUUGACUGGAAGCGUAGUCAUUUCGUUACUGAUCGUGGUUACCAUCUACGGAGUUAACAGUGCUCCUACGACUACCAAAAAGUCGGUUGAAGUUUCCGAUCAGUUGGCAGGUAAUAGUGAUUUGGAAAAGGCAGCCAAAGAUUACGAGCUGAAGCAAGUGCACGUGGUUUUCCGCCAUGGUCAACGAACACCUGCCGACACUUAUCCCAAUGAUCCUUUAGCAAACCAAACCUUCGCCCCUUAUGGUUGGGGUCAACUAACGAAUUUCGGCAAACGAAGCCUCUACGACAUUGGAUCAUGGUUACGCAAUCGUUACGGAGAGCUACUGGGAAAGUUGUACUCUUCAGACACAAUCUAUGCCCAAAGUACUGGUGUUUCAAGGACCCAAAUGUCCAUCGAAUUGGUUCUGGCGUCCCUCUAUCCCCCGGUCGGCACUUCCCAAGAAUGGAAUAAGGAUCUCAACUGGCAACCGAUCCCAUACUUCAGCGAACCUCUGGAGCAGGACACGUUAUUGCUGGUUCGGACAUCGUGUCCUCGUUACCAUGAAGCUCUAAUGGAAGUCAUGAAAAGCGCCGCAGUUCAGAAAAUUAUGAAUGAAAGUCGAGAAUUGUUCGGUAAUCUUACUACCAUAACUGGAAUGGACAUUAAAACUCCAGACGAUGUCCAAUCGCUCUACAGCACUUUGAAAGCACAGACCGAAUUUGGACUAUCUUUACCUGACUGGACAAAGACCUACUAUCCAGAUAAGCUUCUUCCUUUGACCAGUCUGAGCUACGUAUUGAAUAUCUACAACGAUGAACUGAAAAGGUUGAAGGGUGGACCAUUUCUAAAGAAAACCUUCUCCGAGUGGGAUGCCGUUAUAUCCUCCGAUAAGUCAAAUUCUUCCAAGAACAAGAAAAUGUUUAUCUACGCGGGACAUGAUUCUACUGUGGUCAACAUCCUUGCAGCAUUAAAUGUGUGGAAGGAGCAAAUUCCCGGCUAUGCCAUCAUGGCACUGAUGGAACUGUACAAACACCGGCGGACGGACGAAUACUCAGUAAGGAUUUAUCAAAAAAACGUCGGAGAGUCACCGAUUAGUUUGACAAUUCCUGGCUGCAGUGAAUACUGCCCAGUGAAAAAAAUUAAAACCCUGCUCAAUAACCAUGUGCCGAUUGACAUGAGCGGACACUGUAAGGCGCAUGCUGCCGGCUUCGAGGAGCCACCACCCAGUGGACCCUGAAUACAUGCGCGAAUAUUUAUUAUAAUUUAAGGAUAGGCUAAAAUUUGAAUGUGAUGCUAUAUGAAUAUAUAAAUUGUUAUUUUGGAGAUAAAAUUUUUUAAAUAUUAACUUUUGUACAUCCAAAAAUAGUGAAAUCCUA
Messenger RNA from Armigeres subalbatus, 1976 nucleotides. Its product is annotated as venom acid phosphatase Acph-1-like. The record is from RefSeq and is a predicted model, not a curated record. Gene Ontology annotation, biological process: dephosphorylation. The coding region runs from base 587 to 1837 and encodes 416 amino acids. Gene Ontology annotation, molecular function: phosphatase activity. Lineage: Eukaryota; Metazoa; Arthropoda; Insecta; Diptera; Culicidae. The transcript is spliced from 5 exons.